Molecule: messenger RNA, 556 nt
Organism: Eurytemora carolleeae
Lineage: Eukaryota; Metazoa; Arthropoda; Copepoda; Calanoida; Temoridae
Exons: 4
Coding region: 7-375 (122 amino acids)
Source: RefSeq, a predicted model, not a curated record
AUUAAAAUGUAUAUAAGAGGGGUGUCUUACUCCUUUCUUUACUCAGUUAUGAACCAACCAGUACCACUGAGUCUUAUUCUCAUCCUCUUACAUUUAUUCUUCUCCAGUGAAGUGAGUUCAUUGAGGAACUUGGAUCUGGGGAAAUCCAGAACAGAUGUUUCUCAAAUUCCAAACCUUUUCUCUUCAAUGCUCAGAUAUAAUCCACCCUUUGAAGAUCAUUUCAAGGAGAAAAAGAAUAUGAUGGAGGAAGAUGAUACAGAGAAGCAUCAAAUCCACACUUUCUGGAGUAAACGAGCUCCGUUGCCCUACAGGCUCAGAGCUAAAUCAAGAAGGGCGGAGGAUAUCAAUCAGGGACACACCUUCUGGAGUAAAUAAACAACUAAAAGGAAAAAUCAGGAAAGAAAUCUAAGUUUGCUAAAGAUGCCGAAGGGUGCAGGUGUUUCAACGCCGUACUCUUCUCAUCUUUUGGAUCUUCUCCUUCAACUAGAUUUACCGCACCUGAUUUUAUUUCUGUAUUGAAGAGCAGCUGAAUAGCUGUAUCUUGUAAAAGUUUAAA